AUGAUCCACGCACACAACAUGACGCUUAAGAUCCGCGAUCCGGAUCCGGGCGGCCACGGCCCGCCCUUCCUGGAGCUCAUGAACAAAAUCAAUGUCAGCACCGUACCCGAUCCGCAGCGGCCGCCCGGCGGCUACAAGAUCACCACCACGCACUCCAUGAUCGGCGAGGUGGAGAACUACCGCACGCACUGGUGGGAGUGCGAGCGCUGCCGCAAGGUCAUCAAGCGCUCCAUGAACCGCCCGCCGCAGGAGGCGGACUGCAUAGGGCGCACCGGCAGCCGCGGGCCCAGCUGCCGCGACCCCAACUGCGGCUACCACACCCACAUCCGCCAGUGCGGCGGCGCAUUCAUCAAGGUGCGCGAGCCCGACCCCAAGAAGCCCACACGCAAGAAGUCACCCGCUAGGAAGCCCGGCAGCAGGCCAGCGCUGGCACCCGGGCAGCAACGCAUCGACAGCGUCGCAGCAGGCGCAGCGGGGGCUGCAGCAGCGGUUGCAGGGGCGGGUGCAGGGGCUACAGCGGGGCCUUCCGGCCGCGGCGCCAAGCGACCCGCGAGUGCACUGGCGGAAAAUAGGCAGGGGAAGCCGGCGCCUGGUGCCGGCGCCAGCGUGCCGAGCGGUGGACCGAGUGGGAGUCGAACUUCGGGGGCUUCUGGGUCGCAGCAGCCGACACGCUCGCAGCAGCCGACACAGCCGCGGCCGCACCACCACCCGCAGCAGCAACCGCUGGAGCGGCUGUGGGGGCAGGUCCGCGGAACCGCAGGCGGGUCAGGCGGGUCAGGAGGCGGGACGGACGCCGCGGGUGGCGGUAGCGGGGCGGCAGGGGCUCCCGGGAGUCCGGGGCGGCCGGGGAGCCAGCAGGCCGGCGGGUCGCGCCGCGAUCCCAACUUCCUGCCGCCCUCCGUUGGCAGCUUCCCGAGCCCCAAGACCCACAAACCAG
Astrephomene gubernaculifera is the source of this 937-nucleotide messenger RNA. The record is from the annotation of a GenBank genome assembly. NCBI's taxonomy places the organism in Eukaryota, Viridiplantae, Chlorophyta, Chlorophyceae, Chlamydomonadales, Astrephomenaceae.